Messenger RNA from Brenthis ino (lesser marbled fritillary), 1176 nucleotides. NCBI's taxonomy places the organism in Eukaryota, Metazoa, Arthropoda, Insecta, Lepidoptera, Nymphalidae. The record is from the annotation of a GenBank genome assembly.
AUGAGUGGUGUAGAUGAAGUAUCAUCCGCUUUUAAGCAUAUCAAUUUGUAUGAAAUUUUGGAGCCAGAAAGAGUUCACAACGUUCAAACUGCAAAAUUGAUUGAUAUAAACGAUGAUAAACUCGACUCUAAUCCGGAUUUAAUAGGAUCUUUCGUCGAUAAUGUGACAAAAAAAGAAUUUGACAUAUUGGAUGUAUUCGAAAAUAUAUAUGUAACUCCACAACACCUUCAACGUCAAAAUAAAAAUGAUUUGGAUUUUAAUAUGUUCAUUAAAGAAUCAAAAGGUGAAUUAGAUGUCGCAUCUCAUGUCGAAAGUACAAACAGACAAACAGACCGACAACAGGUAGAAUCAAAUAAAGUUCGUAGCUUGGAUGAGAUAUUUGAUAACAUUGUUUCUACAAGAUCUUUUCCAAAAUUAAACCGCUUGAAUGAAGCGGGAAUUGAUAAUCCUAAACAAGUAAAUGAAGAUUUAAUUGAUGAAUUCCUGCAAUCCAAACCGACUAUAAAGCUUGAAACAAUAAAAACACCUAUCCCAAGUACAUCAGUACAGGAAGAUGUACAAAAAACUGAGGGUACAGUCAAAAAUCAUGUAUUUGAAACUUUUAAAUUACAAAAUACAUCUCAAAAUGUCCAACCAGCUGUAGCUGGAAAAAGCAUGGUUAUUAACGAUUUGCCUGUUCUAGCUGUUGCAAAGAAAAUAAAUAACAAAAAUUUAACUCCACCGAAACCCAGAUUAGAAGAGAAUAGACUUUUACUCAAAAUCUAUCAAAAUGAGAUAAAAACUGCAUUAAUCGAUGAAAACAAAAUAAUUGCCUACAAACAAAACCCGCCAAUACCCAUGUUACAAACGGUUAAAGUUGAUAAAAAAGCUUUCGCAAAACGUAUCGUAAAAGGUGAUAGUGAGAAAGCAAGUUUCACUAAAGGUCCGGAUCUCUAUGAGAAAUCUCUUGUGCUACCACAGAUUAUGCAUCGUUUGAGAUUAAGGAAAGAGAUUAUAGAUGCAAAAACAAAUGUUCGAAGAAAAUUGAUCUUAGAUUGUCAGAGUAAUGCUAAUUCUGCGAGCUUCAACCGUAUGCCCGCGUUAGCGCCCGAAACGUUACUAGAAGACUGUAAUAAAAAAAGACUCGAAGCUAUUAAAAAGAGAAAGGCGUUUGAUGAGUUUAUUAAAGGAAAAAUC